AUGGAGCUGAAGAACAAUUCUAUGCUAAAUGAAUUUGUUUUGUUAGGACUCACCAAUUCUUGGGAGCUUGAAAUUUUCUUUUUUGUGAUCUUCCUCCUCGCCUACGUAUCAAUCUUGGCGGGAAACUGUCUCAUUAUACUUAUGGUGACUCUUGAUUCCCGCUUGCGCUCAAUCCCCAUGUAUUUCCUCCUUGCCAACCUCUCCUUUCUUGAUAUAAUUCUUUCUACUGUAACUCUCCCUAAGAUGAUCAUAGACUUUUUCAGGGAGAGGAAAACUAUCACUUUGUGGGGCUGUAUGGCACAAAUAUUUCUGGCUCACCUCUUAGGAGGCAGUGAGAUGAUCCUUCUCAUAGUGAUGGCUGUUGACAGAUAUGUUGCAAUAUGUAAGCCCCUCUACUAUACUACUAUCAUGAACCAUCAAAUUCUGGUAGGAAGUGUGCUGCUGUCAUGGACAGUUGGCUUUGUGCACACUAUGAGCCAAAUGGCCUUUAUGGUGAAUCUGCCCUUCUGUGGCCCUAAUGUGAUUGAUGAUGUUUUUUGUGACCUUCCUCUGGUGUUGAAACUUGCCUGCACUGACACUUAUGUCCUGGAACUGCUUGUUGUUGCUUUCAGUGGGCUGCUUUCCCUCAUUUCCUUCAUUCUUUUGCUUGUCUCCUAUGCUGUUAUAUUAGUUACUGUCUGGCAUUGCUCCUCUGGCGGACUCUCUAAAGCUCUGUCUACACUGUCUGCUCAUAUCACAGUGGUAACGCUUUUCUUUGGGUCACUAAUCUUAAUCUAUGCUUGGCCAGUUAGUGGUUAUUCAUUAGACAAAUUUCUUUCAGUGUUUUACUCAGUUAUCACUCCUCUCCUGAAUCCAAUUAUCUAUAGCUUGAGGAAUCAGGAGAUGAAAGCAGCUAUGAUUCGAUUUAGAAAUAGGCACAUCUGCUCCAAGCCAAAUUUCUAA
Vombatus ursinus (common wombat) is the source of this 942-nucleotide messenger RNA. RefSeq names its product olfactory receptor 4K13-like. Gene Ontology annotation, cellular component: membrane. Gene Ontology annotation, biological process: G protein-coupled receptor signaling pathway. The transcript has a single exon. NCBI's taxonomy places the organism in Eukaryota, Metazoa, Chordata, Mammalia, Diprotodontia, Vombatidae. The record is from RefSeq and is a predicted model, not a curated record. Gene Ontology annotation, molecular function: G protein-coupled receptor activity; olfactory receptor activity. The coding region runs from base 1 to 942 and encodes 313 amino acids.